CAGCAUCCAGAAUAGCAGCUGCAUUUUAGCUCUUUCUGUUUCUCUCUGGAUCUGAUUCUCUCUCUCUCAUUCUGCUUUCCCCCCACCCUCACAACCCCCUCUCUCCCUCCCUUUCUGUCGCUCUCUCUCCCUCCCUCCCUCUCUCUCUCUCUUCUAGCUAUUUUAUCCCUCUGGCUGAGGCAGUGGUGUACACCUACCCCUCGUCCUGCUGCCGACCAGAGGGGAGUGGAGUCGGCAGAGGCAGGUAGCAGCCCCGGCUUGGUGGACGCAUCCGUCGCAUUCCUCCACCACCAUGCCGGACCCGGGGCAAGAAGCAAGGAGUGGAUGCUGUCGGCUCAUUCAAUCUAUUAGACAGGGGCAGCUCCAUUUAACUCCGCAUGUCAAAGUUUGCAUUUUCAUUACGCAGCAGUGUGGCUGGAUUAUAGGUGUGAGCAGGAUGCCUUGAGCUCGCUAACCUAUGCCACUCACUGGUGAAUCCACAGUAUACUGAGGCUGACUACAUGGAGUAAUAGAUUCUAGUGGAUACACACAAAUCAUGGGAGACCUGGAGUGUGGCUUUGAGGAAAUGCAAGGAGUGAGGCUGGGAUACCUGCUCAUCCAAGGCAAGCAAAUGUUUGCUUUGUCCCAGGUCUUCACCGACCUGCUGAAGAACAUCCCUCGGACCACGGUGCACAAGCGCAUGGACUACCUGAAAGUGAAGAAGCACCAGUGCGACCUGGAAGAGCUACGGAAGCUCAAAGCAAUAAACUCUAUAGCUUUCCACGCUGCCAAAUGCACUCUCAUAUCGCGGGAGGACGUGGAGGCUCUGUAUUUCUCCUGCAAGACGGAGCGGGUGUUGAAGUCCAACAAAAGGAAAGCGAAAGCGGCGUGCUCCCCCGGGGAUGAGGACGAGUCCUCGGGGUUCCUCCGUGCUGACGGCGAGCUGUGGAGGGAAAAAGUUUGGUUUAGUUUGCAGCACGGCGUCCCGGAGACUCUCACACUCCACGGCAAAGUGGGCAGGAAGAGGGAGCUGACUCCUUGCCUUACCGACUCCAAACUACCUCAGUUUUAUCACAAAACGCACGGGCGGGAUUGCCGUUCGGCGACCAAGUCCAGUUACAAACACUUUAAAAACUAUGAAACAGCGAAAAUAACAGGGAACCGCGUCACUUUGAGCCAAAGGCACUCGUUUUUCCGGAGCGCGGUGAGCCGGCAGCCGGUGGUGCUUCAGUCCGCCAUAGCUGCUCAGUCCAGGCUCUCUCGCUCAGCCGGCGACCUACUUCACAAAAGGAAGAGGAGGCGCGAGGGGGGCGGCGGGAGGGACAGCGCGAGGCACUCGUGGAGCAGAAGCAGGCACGCGCACCACCACGCACCGCCGGUGCUGCUUGUGCAACCCAAAUCGUCUGGAAGUCACGGGACUUCUUUCGGUGCUUUUCACCUCGGUCCAGAUUUUUAUCUCGACCCCCGACCCCACCACCAUCACCACCACCAACAUCAUCAUCAUCACCACCACCACCACCACGAGCCAACUUUCCCGGAGAGUUACAGCAGCGACACCGAGUCCAGCACCUACUCGGAACGGGCUUACCCCGACUGGGACUUCGGCUCUGGCUUUUCCACCAGCAGCAACUCCGCCAGUUCGGAAGAAGAAGAGGACGGCGAGGAAGAAGAUGACACUCAGUCGGAGAGUUCAGAGGUCAGCUCAGAGGAGGAGGAGGAGGAGGAAGAGAGCUCCUCUCAGUCCGACUCCAGCUCAGUUUCGAGCCGUGUUUCGGUUCAGAGCAUCCGAUUCAGACGGGCGCGGGUCGGAUCGCUUGCCAAAAGUCUCAACACCAGCAAAGCACCUUUGGUCCUGCAGCCUACGUUUCACUAUAACAACCCAGUGCAGCACGAAAAAGAGCACAAGACCCUCGGACAUGUUGCUGCUUCGCAAUCACGGGACAGGAGACAGGACAAACUUCAGAAAUGUGAAUUCACAUGCAGAGAGACAGAGCAGGACUCGGGACCCUCGCAGCCCCAAAACUUUAACUCAGCUUCUGUGGGGGAGAGCUUUUUCAGCGAGUCUAAAAGGGAAAAUCCCGACCAGGCCGACACUGUGGAUGAGCUCAUCACAUAUUCACCGGGACCCAACCGGAAUAAGGCCUCUCACCCUUCACGCAGGACACAGGGGCAUCCCAUGAAAUGCCCCCCGGGACUGAGGGCUCAGUAUGACCACAAGAAAGAGGCCAAGCAGACCCAGAAAUGUGUGGACAAGAGGGAUGCGAAAGCGAUCGCCAGCCCAAGUCAACCCACUCCACUGAAAAAAAUAAAGACCGAGUCGGAGGAGCCCUCUGUGACCGCCACCUCCUCUUCGGACAGGACAGUCAGGACGCCGCCGUUCAGUCUCCACAAUGUGAAAGUUAAAGUGGAGGAUAGCUGUGAUGAGUAUGAAUACCAGAGCCAGGCCACUGUAGCUAAAUGCAAAGGAGAUAAAACAGAGAGCAACAAUGGCCACUAUCCCAGCGGAGCCAUAAAACAAGGAGAUUUUUCCAACAGUGGGAUUAAAGCCACAGAGAAGAGCCUCGAUGUGGCCCUCAGGUCCCCCUGUGGUCCUCAGGAAUGCAGGAGUAGUCAAGACGCCCCGUGUAUCGAGGAGGGGGAGCACAGGCACAAAAACUGCAGGGCUCCGGUGCAGGGGAGUAAGAAACCCAGAGUUUCCAGGACGCAAACAAAACAAAACCUAUCCAGGGUCCACAAGGCGGCCUCGUCUUCGUCGUCGUCGUCCUCCUCUUCUUCUUCUUCUUCUUGUUCUCAUCCCGUGGGGCGCGAGGAGGCAUCCACGGAGGAUUUACCGAGCAGACGCAAACGCAGCAACGUGAACACUGUAGCAUCGCCUGCAAAAAUGCCUUUCAGCCUAAUGGCAAAUUUCCCAUCCCCGCCGUCGCUGAUUGUUGGCAGCGACGGGGAUUUGUGCCCCGCUUACUCCCUGAACUCGCUGAGGGGCCCCGGGCCUCCCCCUCCGUCCCACCCCGUGUGGAGGUGGCAGCCAGGCGGCCAGAUUCUCCCUCCCCCACACGUUCACAGAACUAGGAAAUAGACGGCGGAGCUGUUUUUUAAAGCAAAAAAAAAAAAGCCCUGAAAAAGCCCUCACCAUUUCCAACCCAAACGUAGCCCGAGUCUUAACCUGUGCGCACCGAAAUGCUCGCAACUUUAUCGGUGUUGUUUCUUUUCUGUCCCCCUUUUUCUCUCCUGAGAAUGGAUUUACAUUCCGCUUUGUUUUCAAGCUCGAUCGAGGAAAACCCACAAGAUUCCCCCCUUUUCGGAGCCUCUGAAAACGCCCACAGGACUGUGAGACACCGCUCGUGGAUAUAAGAUUUUUUUAAAAAAACUUGUGUUAAAAUAAGCUAUCCUAAGCAAUAUCUAUUCUCAAUGGUGUGUUCACGCGACUGUAUGUGUGUGUGUGUGUGUGUG
This is a messenger RNA of Neolamprologus brichardi, 3429 nucleotides long. It is a transcript of the gene skida1, whose product is annotated as SKI/DACH domain containing 1. NCBI's taxonomy places the organism in Eukaryota, Metazoa, Chordata, Actinopteri, Cichliformes, Cichlidae. The record is from RefSeq and is a predicted model, not a curated record.